UGUCGAUAUUGUUUAAAUUGGUCUGAUUUACGAUUUUGGUGAAACACAAAUCCCUUUCUUCUGAUAACAGGCGGAAGUUUUAAAGGUAACGAGUUGUAUCUAAAUGAAUUUGUAUCGAACAAAACCAUGAAUUGGACCGAGGCUGUUCAGUACUGUAGGACGAGGAACUCUAUCCUCGUGUCAUCUCCCACACAGACAGACCAUGAAUGGAACCACUGGACAAGAAAGCAAUGGAGAAUAUCUCCUUGGAUUCAUGUCAUAGGAUGCUUUAAUGAGACUCAGAUAGACCCGUCACAGACAGUGAAUAACACCUUGACCUCUCCGUCAGUGGUCACGUGUCAACAAGAGUGUUCAACUGCACAUUAUACUUUCUUUGGACUUAAGAACACCAGCUGUGUCUGCCUUAGUGACCCCUUUUCCGUCACAGAAGCCAUUGAUCCACGUUUAUGCAAUACAUCCUGCAGUACAUCCGAGAUCCUUAACGACUGUGGCGGCCCCGGGACAUACAGUGUUUAUUAAGCAGGGGAUUUGAUAUCUUUUGACGAAUAUGACCUAAAUGCAACAUACAUGGCUCUGAAAUGUUCAAAAACAACAUGGACAUUUGUAUAUCUACAAUCCUCCACAUUGACUGUCAACUGCCAAUGUAGACGCCCAGGCACAGAACUUAUUGACACUGUUUACUCUAACUGGAAUUGGAAAGACUGUUACAAGAAUUGUAAAAGAGAGGGACAAUAUUUACAUGGGGAUUACGAUUUGUUGGAUCCAGUUAGUGCCUGCCAAGGAAUUCAGGCAGGAAAUGUUUAAACUUGGGUUGGAAUAGCCAGACAAAAUUUUAUUUCAUUUUCUUCAGAUUUAUCAUACUCUCUACAACGACAAUGUGAUACCUGUCGUCAGAGCAACUGCUCAUUAACUUCCUGUUCUGAAUGUGAUACCUGUCGUCAGAGCAACUGCUCAUUAACUUCCUGUUCUGAUCGUUACCAUGCAGUUUGUAAACAGAGCUUGUUAAAAACAACAAAACCAAAAUCAAGCAGCUCAUUGGCGCCAACAAGUCAAACGUCAAACGUAGCAUCCUCGGUUUCCUCCAAUCCAUUUCAUAAUGAUAACCAAAGUAACGACUUACAUCUACAGAAGUUUGUAUCUAAUACAACCAUGAACUGGGCCGAUGCUGUACAGUACUGCACGGAGAAGAAGGCAACACUCGUGUCUUCUCCCAUACACACCACACAGACAGACCUAGUUAAGGGGUACUGGACAAGAAAGCAAAGGAGAUUGUCUCCUUGGAUUCAUGUCAUCGGGUGCUUUAAUGAGGCUCAGAUAGACCCGUCACAGACAGUGAAAAAGACCUUGACCUCUCCGUCAGUGGUCACGUGUCAGCAAACAUGUUCCAUGGCAUAUUACUUUUUCUUUGGACUUCAGAACACCAGCUGUGUCUGUCUAAGUGACCAUUUUUCCGUCACAGAAGCCAUUGAUCCACGCUUAUGCAAUACAUCCUGCAGUACAUCCGAGGUCAUUAACGACCGUGGCGGCCCCGGGACAUACAGUGUUUAUAAAGCAGGAGAUUUAGUAUAUCUUGACGAGCAUGACCUAAAUGCAAGAUACAUGGCUCUGAAAUGUUCAGACACAACAAGGAAAUUCGUUUAUCUGCAAUACUCUUCUUUGACUGUCAACUGCCAAUGUAGACGCCCAGGCACAGAGCUUAAUGACACUGUUUACUCAAACUUGAAUUGGAAAGACUGUUACAAGAAUUGUAAAAGAGAGGGACUAUAUUUACAUGGGGAUUACGACGUGAUGAAUCCAGUUAGUGCCUGUCAUGGAAUUCAGACAGGAAAUGGUUAUACUUGGGUUGGAAUAGCCAGACAACAUUUUACUUUAUUUUCGUUAGGUACAUAUGAAAUAAAUCAGUUGCUAGCAUGUAUGGUUUUGCCACUCUAA
Messenger RNA from Magallana angulata, 1932 nucleotides. RefSeq lists its product as uncharacterized. The record is from RefSeq and is a predicted model, not a curated record. The coding region runs from base 1150 to 1932 and encodes 260 amino acids. Lineage: Eukaryota; Metazoa; Mollusca; Bivalvia; Ostreida; Ostreidae. The transcript has 13 exons.